Mucor velutinosus is the source of this 1215-nucleotide messenger RNA. RefSeq lists its product as uncharacterized. The transcript is spliced from 2 exons. NCBI's taxonomy places the organism in Eukaryota, Fungi, Mucoromycota, Mucoromycetes, Mucorales, Mucoraceae. The record is from RefSeq and is a predicted model, not a curated record. Gene Ontology annotation, molecular function: zinc ion binding; nucleic acid binding. Bases 1 to 1215 code for a protein of 404 amino acids.
AUGGCUACCACCGCAGACCUUUCUUGGUUCCAGAUUCUCUCUCGAGGCCACUCCAAGAAGGUCAUCAAUGCUCAACCACAACGAGCCAAAGAUGACAAAUUCAAACUGGUCCCUGAAGUUCUCUACGAACAUGACGAUUUGAAAGCCGAGGUUCUUACUCGCAAGGCGGCCGUCAUCCUCCAACAGGCCUUGACACCUGGAUCUGUUUUUGUUUGCGAGCAAAUAUCCCCCCUAGUCCAAUUUCGCCCUUUGAGUCUGUACCACCAGAAGGCAAAUGGAGAUCUCUUAUUGGAAGCAAAGUUUGAUCGCCUCGAGGAUGCCAAGCUAGCCAUCAGGCAGGGCAUCACUUAUCAGAACAUUGUAUUCAAGGCUACUGCCGCCAAGGACAACAAUGAAGGGAGACUCACUCAUGUUCAAAUGACAAUUGUCCGCAUGACAGAUAUGGAGACUUUCGUGGAGGAUCUGCAGAAGUCCCUCAAGUUCUAUGGUAAAGUGUACCAGAUCAAGAAAUACACCAUCGAUGGUUUCUUUGAGGGUCAUAUCAGCUUUUUGAUCGACACUGCUGUCAACUACAGGAAUGCAGAGGGCAAGGAAUAUGACAUUCAACCAUUAAGCAGAAUGAUGUAUCUGUCAGCUUGGGACGUCUAUGUGCCUGCCACCUACCGCGGUGCACCACCCGUGUGCCAUUUCUGCCGCCAGAGUGGCCACAUCCGUGAUGCCUGCCCUGUCCUGGCCAAACGCCAAUGCUUCAAGUGUCGUAAGCUGGGUCACACCGCCAGGUUCUGUCGCGAGGAGGAAACCACGUUUGAGGAUGCCCUCGAGGAGUACGAGUCGAGUAAGAAGGCCAAUGAUGGAGUACGCGAGAAGCGCUGUGGAGCCACCCACACCAUCCAUGAUCAUGUAGCGCAACAACUGCAACGCCAAACUACAGCCAGCCAGUCAGCCACUUCUCAUGGCAGCCAGAUCAGUAAUGCCGAGUCGUCCGCAAUGGAAGUCGAUCCCAAGACCCUGCAACGCACUCCUCAUGGUAGCGAUGCUUCCAAGCAUGCUCCACUAGCUUCGUCUUUGUACAUGCAUGUGAAUUCUCAGGCAAGUGUCGCCAGCGUUUUCUCUCUCAAUGGUUUCCAGUCUGAUGUGCUCCCUCUCCGCCGUCAUUCUAUGAGCUCGACGUCCAUGUCGCAGACUCCAGUGUAUCAUGCCGCCCAUAGGGCUUAA